This is a messenger RNA of Cyclopterus lumpus (lumpfish), 1985 nucleotides long. Its product is annotated as zinc-binding protein A33-like. Gene Ontology annotation, molecular function: protein binding; zinc ion binding. The record is from RefSeq and is a predicted model, not a curated record. NCBI's taxonomy places the organism in Eukaryota, Metazoa, Chordata, Actinopteri, Perciformes, Cyclopteridae. The transcript has a single exon. The coding region runs from base 144 to 1571 and encodes 475 amino acids.
AUUGUUGAACAGAGCUAAGACGCCAAUACAGGGACUGAGAUCUCUGCUGGAAAACACACGGUCGGAGUAUUUAAAGCAGUGAAGAGACGGGACAGUAACCUGGUGAGUCUUGAUAUUGAAGGAUCAUUUAUAUACCGAGACAAAUGGCUCAGAAAAUAGUUCUUUUUGAAAGAUACCUGAACUGUCACGUUUGUUCAGAGACGUUCAGAGAUCCUGUGUCUCUGAGCUGCAACCACAGCUUCUGUUCAAGCUGCCUGGAACUAUUCUGGAAACAAGCUGGAAACACAAACUGUCCCAUUUGUAAAAGGAAAUCCUCAAAAGAUAAUCCAUAUGUGAACUUUGUACUCAAGCAACUGGCUGACUCCUUUGCUGAGAGAUAUAAAACUGUAUCCUCUGAGACAGAAGAAGGAGAGAAGAAGGUGGAGGUGGUGUGUAGUAAACAUGGAGAAGAGACUCAACUGUUCUGUGAGGACGAGCAGAAAGCUGUGUGUCCUGUCUGUGAGUUUCAUCUCCACCAGAGUCACAAGGUGGUUCCUCUAGAACAAGCAGUCAGUGACCUGAAGGACCAGCUGAGAUCUGACUUGGAGUCUCUGCAGGACAAGAGGGACGAAUAUGAAGAAGUGGAGGAAACAUACCAGGAAGUGAUUCAACACUCCAAGGAGCAGCUGUUGUCCACAGAGAGGCAGAUCAGAGCAGAGUUCAACAAGCUCCACCAGUUCCUGAAAGAGGAAGAGGAGUUCAGACUGGCAGCUCUGAGGGAGGAAGAGGAGCAGAAGAGGAAGACCAUCAGCAGAGAGAUGGAGAUGAUUCAGGAGCAGAUCUCCUCUCUGUCAGACAGCAUCUCUGCUGUUGAAGAAGACCUGCAGAAACACAACGUGUCCUUCCUCAGCAGUUAUAAACACACUCAGACCAGAGCCAGAGUCCAGAGCUCACGGUCAGAUCCACAGCUGGUCUCAGGAGCGCUGAUAGAUGUGGCCAAACACCUGGGCAACCUGUCCUUCAGAGUCUGGGAGAAGAUGAAGGACAAGGUCCACUUCAGUCCUGUCAUUCUGGACCCAAACACUGCAGCCUACAGUCUCUAUCUGUCUGAUGAUCUGACCAGUGUGAGACGUGGAGUCACAAAGCAGAAACUUCCUGACAAUCCAAAGAGAUCCACUAAGUAUUCAGAUGUUCUGGGAUCUGAGGGCUUCAGCUCAGGGAAACACAGCUGGGAUGUGGAGGUGGGAGACCAUCCUGCCUGGUUGGUAGGUUUGGUUGAAGAGUCAGUUGACAGGAAGGAAGAGAUAUCUGCUUCUCCAGAAGAUGGAGUCUGGUGUUUAAUUCAUCUCAGUGGAGAAUACACUAAUGGAGCUGAUCAGACUCUCAGAGUGAAGAAGAGUCUCCAGAGGAUCAGAGUCCAGCUGGACUAUGACAGGGGGGAGGUGUCCUUCUACAACCCUGAAGACAUGACUCACAUCCACACUUACAGAGACACUUUCACUGAGGAACUCUUCCCGUGGUUCGCGAUUGGAAAUGCUGGUGAUGGUAAAACUGCUGAAAUCAAAAUCUGUCAACCUGAUAUUUCUCUGUGAUGUUCAGACAUGUUUGUGUUUAUUUAGACUUCACUGUGUGUCAACAUCUCAUUGAUAUAAUCAAUACAAUCAACAGUUAUAACAUAAACUGAUAUAUGUAAUACUCAAACUGUAUCACAUCAUCAGAUCAUAAACUUCCACACAGAAACAAAUGAUUAUUCAAUAAUAACUAAAUCAGCAUCUUGUUUCAUCAGAACUCAAUCUCACAUUUAGUGAAUCCACUAAACCAAAUACUUUGUUUCCAGUUGUGUUUCUUUAACUUUGAUCAUCAUCAGACAUCAGUUUUAAUCUAUAAGAUUUAUUUCUGUUGAUUUAUUCCAUUUUAAAUGUAAUAACUUCAGUGUUUUACACUUUACACUCAGAGUCUCAGAGGUUCAGAGAAUCAAAACACAUUCUGAAUCUUAUUAUUAUAUU